This is a messenger RNA of Centruroides sculpturatus (bark scorpion), 1473 nucleotides long. RefSeq names its product tetratricopeptide repeat protein 5-like. Gene Ontology annotation, molecular function: protein binding. The transcript is spliced from 10 exons. Lineage: Eukaryota; Metazoa; Arthropoda; Arachnida; Scorpiones; Buthidae. The coding region runs from base 169 to 1473 and encodes 434 amino acids. The record is from RefSeq and is a predicted model, not a curated record.
AUACAUUUUAGAAAGUAUAAAGGUCGCGUGGUCUAGCUGGAUGUUGGGUUUGGUCGUCGUAAGAAGCGUUAAUUUAAUGGGAAAUAAUCAAUUUUAGCGAAUCGAUUAACGUAUGGACUUUUAUUUAAGUAUUUCCUGAUGUUUUAAAGGGUUUUUAGGGCAAAAAACAUGGAAGACAGCUGGAAAAUUGUUCAGGAUCAAGUCGCGGAUCUGUACGACUUCCGAGAUCAUUACUUUGAAAGGAAUCCAAUAGAAGAAGCAAAAGAUAAGCCCAAUCGGCUGAAGGAAAAAGUAAAGAGUGCUUUAGAGACUCUAGAAAAGCAUCGUGCUUUCUGUGAAGAGAACAACAAAGCGCAGUUUCACAUGCUGAAAGGUCAGAUCCUGAACGUGGAGUCGGACUUCGACCAGGAAGCGCUCGAGUCUCUCUCCAAGUCCGUCAAGCUCAAUCCAAAAUUGUUCGAAGCGUGGAACCACUUGGGAGAGUGCUACUGGAAGAAAGGAGACGUCCAGGCAGCCCGAAAUUGUUUCGAAGGAGCCCUAAAACAUUCGAAAAAUAAAGUCUCGCUGCGUAACCUGUCCAUGGUUCUGAGGCAGUUGGGCAAUACUCCCCAGGAGAAGGCAGACAACAUCCAGAGCGGAAUCGACAAGGCCCGAGAGGCCGUGCAAAUGGAUGUGGAAGACGGAAAGUCUUGGUAUAUUUUGGGUAACGCGUACUUAAGCUUCUUCUUCAUUGCAAAUCAAAAUCCAAAGGUUCUGAAGCUUUGUAUGGCUGCUUAUGAGAAGGCGCUCCAAGACCCUGUAAGUCGUUGCGAUCCCUGCCUCCAUUACAACCGUGCUACAGUUCUGAAAUAUGAAGAAGAUUAUCAGGGCGCAAUAGACGGAUUCGAGAAGGCGAUCCAGUACGAUCCACUAUGGACGGACGUCCGAGACAGCCUCGAAAACUUUGUGGGUUAUGUGCAACAAAUCCAGGAAAUGGUCGUCAAAAAGGGUUGUCUUAAAGCAAGAAGACUGCAAAUGCUCUUAAAAUCGAUUAAAAAGCACCACUUGGGACCAUAUGCAGAUAAUGCCGUUGCAGAGGAGAAAGGAACGAAGUUCGAACAAAUUAAAUUAAAUCAAUUACAACCGGGAACAAACAGUGGCAAGGUGGUGAUUGGAAAAGUCGUAUGUAACGUAACGUGUUUCGACCCCGUGGCAUUCACAUUCUGCAUGAUUGAUGACGAAGAGACCUGUUGUGCCGUGACGGUUUACAAUCUGGCAGAAGGACGGGGCAUGAUCAUCGGAGACUCCGUGGCCAUUCCCGAACCAAACUUGAAAAUAAUGAAAGUGAAACACAAAGAGAAGGAAUUCUGUUACAAGAGCAUCAGAGUUGACACCCCUCUACGCCUGGUUGUAAACGGUAAACAGCUGACGGCAGAGAUGUUGGGUUUGGUCGUCGUAAGAAGCGUUAAUUUAAUGGGAAAUAAUCAAUUUUAG